AAGUGAGUUGGGAGUCCUGGAACCGGUUACUCGUUGCAAGAAGGAGCUCAUUUUCCUGGGAGGGUUUCCGUUUGGGAAAGCAGUUCUUUGUCUAUGCAAGGCUAGUUACUGAUACCAGCAUUUCCUGCUAUCUACUGGUCGAUCUCCGAUCGGAAUUUUGUAGGUGAGAUGAGAUGGCAUCUUCACAACCCUCACAUAAUGUUGAAUUUGAGGCUGCAAAGUUUCUGCAGAAACUUAUUCAAGAUUCUAAAGAUGAGCCAGCAAAAUUGGCUACUAAACUCUACGUGAUAUUGCAACACAUGAAAGCAAGUGGGAAGGAGCAUUCAAUGCCAUAUCAAGUCAUAUCAAGGGCCAUGGAGACUGUUAUCAACCAACAUGGUCUUGAUAUUGAGGCAUUGAUGUCAUCCCGCCUUCCUUUGACAAGCGGAUCUCAAAUGGGGGAUUCUGCAGGAUCUUCACAUGCAGUUGGAGUCGCAAAAGAUUCUAAAGUGGGUUUGGCUGAAAAUGAAAUAUCCAAAAUUGACCCAUUUGCUUCUACCAGGCCACCUGUUGGCCCAAGUGGUGCAGGAGCAGGACAUGAUUAUUAUCAAGGAUCCGGAACUCACAGGAGCAGUCAGUCUUUUGAUCAUGAAAGUCCUUCUAGUUUGGACACUAGAUCUGCCAACUCUCAAUCCCAAGAAAGAGGGGUGAAUCAAAAGGAUGGAAAAAAAUCUGCUGCUAAGAGGAAGAGGGGUGAUUCGUCCUUCCCCUCAGAACCACACAUUGACAAUCAACCACAACUUGAUUCUCGUAAUGCUGUAGUUAACCAGCGGAAGGCCAAAACAAAUAAGAUUGACUCACCAGGAGGUUUUUCAGCUAGGGGUGGUGAAAAUACUGGCCAGUUGGAACUUUCCACUUCUCAUGUAUCCACAGGGCAACAACAAGGUGCUUCCUUACCAUCUGCUCAUGAAACUCUUUCUUCCAGAAGUGCGUGGAAUCAAAAUAAAACAGGGUUGCCCCUUGAAAGAUCUCAAGUACCCAGGUUUUCUUCUAAUUCUAUGCCUGGUAAUAUGACGUCGGAAAUUUCAGUGCAGCAGUCAAUGACUUCUGGUCCUGUUAGCAAGGUUCAUGGAGGGAUGCAUGUCACUUCUAGUUCUUACCCAAUAGGGGAGCUAGGGUUUUCAGGUCAAGUCCACUUCAGUGGUUCUGAACUUCAGAAGCAUGGACUAGCUAAAGCUUCUGUAACAGCAAGUCCUUCUGAGAAAGCCAUAGAAGCCCACUUUUCCCCUGCCAACCGGGUGGAGGAGUUGCCAGCAUCACUUUCCACUGCAAGGGUUUUGGAAAAUGAUGGGGGGAGUUCAAAUAUGUUUGGGGAUGUAAACAAGAUUAUUCAGAGCGGCAGGCAAAACAAUAUUUCUGAGAUGACAAUGGUUAGACCAGCAGCUCCAAGAGAUGUGGGAAAAUCUCCUGUUUCUCAGUCUAGCAAUCCUUUCAGGGAUCAACAACUGAAACAGCUCAGGGCCCAAUGCCUUGUCUUUUUAGCAUUCAGAAAUGGUUUGGUGCCAAAGAAACUGCAUCUUGAAUUAGCACUUGGAAAUAUCUUUCCUAAAGAUGGUGGUAAUUCAGAUGGCCUUCGCAAAGAGCUGGUUGAUCAUAAAGGAAAAGCACAAUCUUCUCAUGAGCCAACUAGCAUCCCUGAAGCUUCAAUGCCAUCUGGUGGGUUGAAUAAUACAAAGGAAAGUGAGGGAGUUCCUCCAGGUGCCUCUUCCACCGGUAGAUUCUUGGAUGGCAACUCCUCUAAAGAAGUUGACAAAGUGAAAAUGAUGGAAGACAAAAGUGUUCCACCUUCAGACUUCUCAGGACAUGCUGAAGAAAGGAAACAUCCUUUUGCUACUAGAAAACUGGAGGGUGAAGUGCAGAGCCAGGAAAGGGUGGAAUCACAGGCAUUGUUCAAUGCUGUGAAUGUGAUGCAGCCAGUUGAUUCAGAAAGGGCUCCUGUAGCCUCUCGUAACCCUGUGGACAGUACAGAGAAUGGCAAUCUGCAAGUAGGAAGGGCUGACCUGUCUUCAUCUCUAAUGAGCAUAAAUAGACAAGUGAACCCUGAGGCAGUCAGCUGGACUGGAAUAGGCAGUCAUAAUGAAGUUCCUCGGGGAUCCUUAGGUUCCAUUGCUGUUCAACAUGAAUUGGUGCCUGAUCGAAAAGAUAAUGGUCCUAAUCAUUUUCAAAGUCUUGGGAACAGUAGUGUUUCAGAACAAGAUGAUGAAGACAAGUCAGCUUCUACAGAUUCACCACCUUCUCCAAAGUAUACCAUGUCAGAGAAAUGGAUCAUGGAUCAGCAGAAGAAGAAACUUUUAGCUGAGCAAAAUUGGGCUCUAAAACAGCAAAACACAAGACAAAGAAUGACAUCUUGUUUUAACAAAUUAAAGGAAACAGUGAAUUCAUCUGAAGAUAUAUCUGCAAAAACCAAAAGUGUCAUAGAAUUGAAAAAGCUUCAGUUGUUGGGGCUCCAACGCCGUUUAAGGAGUGAUUUUCUGAGUGAUUUUUUUAAGCCAAUCACUGCGGACAUGGAUCGCUUGAAAUCAUAUAAGAAGCAUAAACAUGGUAGAAGGAUAAAACAACUUGAAAAAUUUGAGCUGAAAAUGAAGGAAGAAAGGCAAAAGAGGAUUCGUGAGAGGCAGAAGGAAUUCUUUGCUGAGAUAGAAGUUCACAAGGAAAGACUGGAUGAUGUAUUUAAGAUUAAGAGAGAACGGUGGAAGGGUUUCAAUAAGUAUGUGAAGGAGUUCCAUAAAAGGAAGGAGCGCAUCCAUCGGGAGAAGAUCGACAGAAUUCAGCGUGAGAAGAUUAAUUUGUUAAAGAUUAAUGAUGUAGAGGGCUAUCUGCGAAUGGUUCAGGAUGCAAAAUCAGAUCGUGUAAAGCAACUACUGAAAGAGACUGAGAAAUAUCUUCAAAAGCUGGGAUCCAAAUUACAAGAAGCAAGGCCUAUGGCUAGGCACUUCGAAAAUGAUAUGGAUGAAGCCCGGACUGCGAACAUUGUGGAAAAAAAUGAAACUGCUUUUGAGAAUGAGGAUGAAAGCGACCAAGCAAAGCAUUACAUGGAAAGCAAUGAGAAGUACUAUAUGAUGGCUCAUAGCAUAAAAGAGAGCAUUACGGAGCAGCCGGCUUCUCUCCGGGGAGGAAAACUAAGGGAGUACCAGAUGAAUGGAUUGAGGUGGUUGGUUUCGUUAUACAAUAAUCAUUUGAACGGCAUUCUGGCUGAUGAAAUGGGCCUUGGAAAAACUGUUCAGGUUAUAUCACUUAUUUGUUACCUGAUGGAAACCAAAAAUGAUAGAGGUCCUUUCUUGGUAGUUGUACCUUCUUCAGUUUUACCAGGAUGGGAGUCGGAAAUUACUUUCUGGGCGCCAGGUGUACAUAAAAUUGUUUAUUCUGGGCCUCCUGAGGAGAGGCGUAGGCUGUUCAAGGAACAAAUUGUGCAUCAGAAAUUCAACGUCCUUCUAACAACAUACGAGUAUCUGAUGAACAAGCAUGACAGACCAAAAUUAAGUAAAAUACACUGGCAUUACAUUAUAAUUGAUGAAGGUCAUCGCAUAAAGAAUGCUUCUUGCAAGUUGAAUGCCGACCUGAAACAUUAUCAGAGUGCACACAGAUUGCUAUUAACUGGAACACCACUACAGAAUAAUCUCGAGGAAUUGUGGGCACUACUUAACUUUCUUUUGCCUAACAUUUUUAAUUCAUCAGAGGAUUUUUCUCAGUGGUUCAACAAACCAUUUCAGAGUAAUGGUGAUAAUUCAGCUGAUGAAGCUUUACUAUCUGAAGAGGAGAAUUUGUUGAUAAUAAAUCGUCUUCAUCAAGUCCUUCGGCCAUUUGUACUUCGGAGACUGAAACAUAAGGUUGAGAAUGAACUGCCAGAAAAGAUAGAGAGACUUAUAAGGUGUGAUGCUUCUGCAUAUCAGAAGCUUUUAAUGAAGAGGGUCGAAGAAAAUCUUGGUUCUAUAGGAAACUCAAAGGCUCGUUCUGUCCACAACUCAGUUAUGGAACUUCGUAAUAUCUGCAACCAUCCAUAUCUUAGCCAGCUUCAUGUGGAUGAGGUUGAUAAUUUGAUACCCAAGCAUUUUCUACCACCAAUUGUUAGACUCUGUGGAAAGCUCGAGAUGCUAGAUAGGUUACUGCCCAAACUGAAAGCAACUGACCAUAGGGUUCUUUUCUUUUCGACAAUGACUAGGCUGCUUGAUGUAAUGGAGGAGUAUCUCACAAUGAAAAAGUAUCGGUAUCUCCGCUUGGAUGGUCAUACUUCAGGGAAUGAUCGCGGUGCCCUUAUAGACCAAUUUAACCAAACAGAUUCUCCGUAUUUUAUAUUUCUGCUUAGCAUUCGUGCCGGUGGUGUUGGAGUAAAUCUGCAAGCUGCUGAUACUGUGAUCAUAUUUGAUACUGACUGGAACCCGCAGGUGGAUCUUCAAGCACAAGCAAGGGCCCAUAGGAUUGGUCAGAAGAGGGAUGUGCUUGUUCUUCGAUUUGAAACCGUGCAAACCGUCGAAGAACAAGUAAGAGCUUCAGCCGAGCAUAAAUUGGGAGUUGCUAAUCAGAGUAUCACUGCUGGUUUCUUUGACAAUAAUACAAGUGCAGAAGACCGUAGGGAAUACUUGGAAUCGCUUCUACGGGAGUGUAAGAAAGAGGAAGCUGCCCCGGUAUUGGAUGAUGAUGCUUUAAAUGAUAUAUUAGCCCGCAGUGAGUCGGAGAUUGAUGUGUUUGAAUCAGUUGACAAACAGAGGCUGGAAGAAGAGAAGGCAACAUGGAAGAGUUUACUACUGGGACAGGGGCGGGAUGUUACUGAGCCUUUGCCUCCCCUGCCUUCUCGCCUUGUCACAGAUGAUGACCUGAAAGCAUUCUAUGAAGUGAUGAAGUUGUAUGACGUACCAAAGGCUGAGGAAGUAUCUAAUGUCGGGGUGAAGCGGAAGGGGCAGAAGCUUGGGGGCCUUGAUACCCAGCGAUAUGGAAGGGGAAAGCGCGCAAGAGAGGUGCGCUCUUAUGAAGAACAAUGGACGGAAGAGGAAUUUGAGAAGAUGUGUCAAGUUGAUUCCCCUGAAUCCCCUAGAGUGAAGGAAGAAAUAAUAGAAAGGAACAUGCCAAAGGAUGCUAGUGUGCCCUCAGUGGCUAUUAAUAACCCGGAAGCUCAGGCCUUACUCCCAUCACUCCCUCCGCCACAGUCUAUGGAGCCUCCACUGCUGCAACAAAGCAAAGAGGUAACUCCACCAUCAAAGCGGGGACGUGGAAGGCCAAGAAGAACAAUUUCAGAUAAAUCUCCAACUGCCAUGGCACUUCCAGCAACUUCUGGAAAUGGAAAAGUGGAUGUGGGAUUGCAGAAAGGGAUUGAGUCUAUCUCAAUAAAACCCUUUGCUUCUAAUACUUCAACUGAUUCUUCUAAUUUAGGGGGAAUUAGUGGAAUGACAUCUCAGUCUGCUAUAGGGAUUAGCCCUAGUCCCCAGCCUAUAACCCCUUCAGUUUCUGUUAUUCCCAGUUCACAAUCUACUGCUUCUGCACCUGUCACAGCUGGCUCGCAAUCUAUUUCUGCUGCUGUUGUCACGGCUAGCUCACAUUCUAUUUCUGCUGCUGCUGUUGUCACACCUAGCUUGCAAUCUAUUCCUGAUACUCCUGGCUCAGAGUCUAUUCCUGCUACUGUUGUCACACCUGGCUCACAAUCUAUUCCUGCUGCUUUUGUUGCCCCUGUGUCACAACCUAUUCCUGCUGCCUUUGUCGCCCCUGAGUCACAAGCUAAUCCUGCUGAUCCUUCUGUUGUGCAUAUCCAAUCAAGAGGACGAGGUCGGAAGGUUCAGAGUGGAGUACAGGCACCACGACGCAGGGGAAAGAAACAGGGGCCAAUACUGUCUGCUCCUGGGAAUUUAGCUGCUCUUGAUCCAAGUGCCAAUGAACAAUCACAAAAUACAUCUGUUAAUCCAUUGGUUAGUGCUACAAGUGGAACAAUUUCUAGCGCCCCUGUUGGUCAUAGUAAUAUACCCAUCUCUGCUGCUGUAGAAGUUAUUAGUGGACCCGCUCAUCAUUCUGUUCCUGGGAUUGCUUUGGAUUCGAAGUCAACUCCUCCCUUAUCUUCUGUCACUUCAGCGGCUGAAUGCCCCCCUUCUGGCCCUUCAGCUCCUUUGCAACUGAAAGGGCUAAGUAGCAACAACACACAAACUGGAGCAGGAACACCCCGUCGUAGAGGGAGGAAACAAGCACCAUUAUCGGCUGCUAUUUCAGAUGCUUUUGUCAGUCAGAUUUCUAUGUCAGAACCAGUUUCACAGAAUAAAUCUGAGGAAUCAGGAAGUAAAGCCAUUGUUCUGACAAGCAACCAAAAGAACUAUGAUUGUGAACUGAGAGAUGUAAACCAGGAGCAAGCAUCCAGAACAGCUGGUCAGGAUCAAAAAUCUACUGAGCAUUUGUAUGACACAACCCAAAAUCAGCAGCCAGUCUGCUCAUCAAAAUUAAAUGAUGGUGUUGCCAGACCCAUGGGCACAUCUCCUGGACAAGGCUCUGAUAUGCAUGAUGUGGCUACUGUUACAAAGGAGUUAUCAGCUGAAAAUAUCCUUGCAAAAGCUAAUUUUGGUGAUCAAGGUAAUGAUGGUGGGGUUGCCCAAAAUGUGUCUGUAUCAAGUAAAACCUUGAUGGACGGGGCUUGCGAGAGUUCUGAGGUCAAAGUAUCUCCAGUUAUUGGCUGUCCGGCAGAGUCAUCACCCAGUUCUGUUGUUGUAGAAGCUAUGGGCAAAUCUACUCAUCAGGUUGCUGUUAAGAUUGCUUCUGAUUCUCAGCCAACUGCUUCUUAUCCUUCUCUCACUCCAGCCUCCCAAUCUAUCCCACCCGAACCCAUGCAAGUUAAAAGGCAAGGUCGAAAGGCUCCAAAUAGAGCAGAAACACCUAGGCGUAGGGGAAGAAAACAGGGUCCAGUUUCACCUCCUACUGAUGGUUUGGUUGUUCAGGAUCAGAAAAUGAGUCCACAAUCACAGAAUAAAUCCAGAGAUUCAUCAGGGAGUAAGGUGAUGAAUUUGAGAACUAAACAAGAGAGUGAUCUUAACGAUCCUGCAAAUGUUCCUCAGGAGGCAUAUUUGUCCAGCGGUUUGGUUGGCCAAGAUCCAAAAAGAAAAGAGGCUAGUGGAAUUCCUGCUUUUGGCCGAAUUCAAACUGAUGCUGUUACUGAUGUUGCUCGUGUGAUGAAGGAGAUUUUCUCUGAGACUUGCUCAUCAAAAAAUAAAUUGGGGGAAUCUUCUAAGGGUGAAUUUAAAAAUGCCCCAAUAAUAGCUGUAGUAAGCAAGAGUGUUGUGGAGGUUCCAAAAAGCCAGAGCUCAGAGGAGAAAAUCCCUUCAACUGUGCCAACUCUAGUUACAGAAGCUAAAGUUGUGGGAACUUCAAUUGACAGUUGCAGGCAGUCUGGCCUUGGAGUUGGAGUCAUCGUGGAAAAGGCCCAUGCACCUGCUUCAGGUGUCAAUAUGGAGGUCACAAGUACAGUUGCAGUUAGCAUUGGUGAAAAAGAGAUUAUUCCUUCCUGUAGACCUGCUGUGCAUAAACUCCCUGGUCCUAGUCCAGCGUCUUCUGGGAAUGAGGUUGAUUCAACACUUGCAUGUCAAGGCCCAGAAGAGCCUUCAGGGAUGACCCAGGAUGGAUCAGGCAAUGAAACAGUCCCGUCUUCAGAAGAGCUCACAAAAUCUUCCCCCCUUGAUGGUAGCAGCCUUGAGCAUCCAAAGGUUUCUGUGGGGGCUGCUGAUGCUGGAAAAUCCCCCAUGGCAACUCUUCCAAUGGGGCCUUUUGAUCACAAUUUAAUAAAGAAAACAGAGGUUUCUGCAAAAGCAUCACCUCUGCACGGCAUAGAGCGCCCCACAAUUUCUUCAGAUCCUGAUUGUGUCAGUUCUGCUUCUGGUUUGAGCACACAAAUGAUUUCUAGUCCUCGUGCAGAUUCUGUUCCUGGAAGCAUUCCUAUUCUGUCCAAGGCUCCUUCUGGAAGCAUUAUCGAGCCUUCUGCACAAGAGUCACCAGAUGCCAGAAGCAUUCAGGGCUCAACAAGUUGUGUAAAGUCUAGUGGUGUUGGUGGUCAUCAUACAGAGUCUGCUUCAAUUUCAGUGAAUUCCUGUAGUCCACGCAAUGUGAAAUCAUCUGACACAACUUCAAUUGAUCCUAAAGAUGAAAUACGUCUUUCUUUAGAAGAGUCUCCAGCACUUCGUGCUCAGCCUUCUUCUAAAGAACCUCCAGCAGAUAAAGCUGCAGUUUUCAUAGGUGAAACUGCUGUUGAAUGUCCAGAAGCUUCUGAAAAGACCAACAAUCUUGGAGCUGUUCUCCUGCAUGGUGUUGUUACUGCUUGUCGUACUACUGAUACUUUUGGCAAGGCUUUCUCUGACCAUGAGAAAUCUGAAGAUAAAUCCAGCCAUAUUGAAGAUAAAGGGGAUCCCUUGUCAGAACCUUUGCAGCCAGUUUCUUCCGAGUGUAUUGAGGGAGAUCAUGUAGAUAUUAUUACAGAAGAUCAUGAGCCGGCUGUUAGAAAUAGUGAGGAAGAUCGUGUUGACGUUUGCAGUAUGGAAAUAGACCCCUCAGAAAUACAAGAGCUGCCUCCAGAAGAUUUUGUUUCUACAUCUUCCAAUGUACAGAAUAUUUCAGAAGGCACUAGUGGAAUGCAACUGCCUCUUGGAGGCACGGGGGGUGAUCACCUUGAGGUUAACGAUGUGGAAGAACAAAUAUCUUUGCCGGAAUCUGCUGUUUCUUUUUCUGCAAAUGCAGGGAAAGAUAAUAGUGGAGCUGAGGUAAAGCCAGAGGUUGGAAGAAGUAAGGGUGAAUGUAUUGCUGGUAGCAACGCUGAAGCAAUCCUGUCUGAAGCACUUGCAUCAUUGCCAAAUGAUGUGUCUGCCAAAUCUAAUGAUACAGAGGAUGUUCAUCAUAUGGAGGCUUUGCAGUUGGACGGGGUUGAACUGCAAACUAUUUCCAAAAAUAUUCCUCCAACUUCCCCGGUGGCAGAGGAAGGGAAAUUUGAUGAUAUAUGUGAGAGGGGUCUAGUUGGUUGCUCCCUAGCACAGGGGGAAACACAAGGAUCUGAAGCAGGAAUGGCUAAUCAGGCGGAUGCCUCUGAAGUUGGUAUGAUUUUGCCCCAAGAUUUAUCAGAAAACAUGGUCUUAUCUUCAUCUCAAUUGACAAUAGAGGAAGAAAAGAAGGGUUCCUCUGAGCGGGUUUUAUCUGGCAGCCCAAUAACACCAGAAGAAUCAAAAAGAUCUGAAACUGAGAUUAUCCAUCAAAUGGAUGUAUCCAGUGAUAUUGUUUUGCCUCUGAUUUCAACACCAAAUGUGGUUUUACCUUCAGCUUCCUUGGCUAGAGAAGAGCAAAAGACGAAGAGUGCAUCUGAGAAGGGUCUGGUUCACAGCCCAGUACUAGAAGAAGCAAAAGGAACUGAAGCUGAAAAUUGUUAUCGGAUGGGUGAGUCUGAGGUUGCUUCAACUGUGCCUGAAUGUACAUCGGAAAACUUGAAUGUGCCGUCAUGUCCUUUAGCAAUGGAGGAAGACAAGGCUGAUGACUCUUCUGAAAGGGGUCUGUUUUGCAGCUUAGUAGUACCAGCAGAAUCAAAAGGAUCUGAAUUUGAAAAGAACAAUGAAAAUGAUGUUGCUGAGGUUGGCGAUGUUGUGCCUGAAAUUAUAUCAGCAAAUAUGGUUUUGUCUUCAUUUUCCCAUGCACUUGAGGAUGGCAAAAUUGAAGGCUCAUCUGGGAUGAACAAAAGUUGCAGCCCAGAAGAUGACAAAUGCAAGGGCUUAUCUGAGAUGAACAGAAGUAGCGGCCUAGCAGCAGAGGAACCAAAAGGAUCUGAAAAUGAGAAGAGUAGUGCCCUGGAGGAUGACAAAUGCAAAGGCAUAUCUGAGAUGAAAACAAGUAGCAGCUUGGCAGGAGAGGAGCCAAAAGGAUCUGAAAAUGAGAAGAGUAGUGCCCUGGAGGAUGACAAAUGCAAAGGCAUAUCUGAGAUGAAAAUAAGUAGCAGCUUGGCAGGAGAGGAGCCAAAAGGAUCUGAAACAGAGAAAAGCAAUGCUGUGGAGGAUGACACAAGUAAAAGCUUAGAUGAGAUGAGUAGAAGUGGCAACUCAGCAACAGAGGAAACAGAAGUAUUGAAAAAUGAGAAAAGCAAAGGGAUGAUUGUAUCUCAGGUUGUUGGUAUUGUGCCUGAAACUACUUUAGAUAGUGAUGGUCAGCCUAUAUCUUUGUCAGUGAUGGAGGAUGAAAAAAUUGAGGGUGUUAGUGAUGGUCAGCCCACAUCUUUGUCAGUGAUGGAGGGUGAAAAAAUUGAGGGUGCUUCUGAGAAGAGCAGUCAUGCCAUCUUGGUGAGAGUGGGUGAUUCAAAGUCUGAAAUAGAAGAUAAUCAACCAAUGGCUGAAUCUCAGGUUGAUAUGAUAGAGCCUGAAGAUUCUCAGGCUGGUAAUGUUGUGCUCGAUGAUAAAUCUGGAAAUGUUAACCUAUCUACAUCAUCUUCCUCAGUGAUGCAUGAAGAGAAUUUUGAGGAUUCUCUGUGCAAGGUUCUAGGGGAAUCAAAAAUGUCUGAAACUGAAAUAGAUGGGCAUGGUGGGAUGGCUGAAAACUUAGACCUACGAUCUUCUCUAGCGACAGAGGGGGAAACGGUAAAUGUCUCAUCUGAAACGGUAAAUGUCUCAUCUGAAAAGGGUACAGUCGACAGCUUAAUAGCAUCCAUGGAUUCUGAAGGGUCUAAAAUUGAAGUGGGUGAUCAAGUAUCUCGUUCUGAGGCUGGUGGAAUCGUGCCAGAGAAAUUAUCUGCGGAUAUAGGCUCACCUUCAUCUUCUCUAGUGAUACAAGAUGAAAAGACUGACUCCUCUGGAAAAGAUACUGUUGGCGCCUCAGUAGCUGGGGAGAAAUCACAAGAAUCUUUAGCUGAGUAAGUUCUAUGAACUAAGAAAUUUGUUGUACAGUUGUAUUGUAAUUUACUAAUAGUAUGAGCUGAUUGUCAAGGGGUUAAGUUGACAUAUUUAGUCAUCAAGUGUUGCAGUUCCCUGUAUAACUAGUUUAAUUGCGUGGGUUAUAGAGUUGCUGUAUUCAAAUUAUCUAAA
Molecule: messenger RNA, 11045 nt
Organism: Manihot esculenta (cassava)
Lineage: Eukaryota; Viridiplantae; Streptophyta; Magnoliopsida; Malpighiales; Euphorbiaceae
Product: chromatin structure-remodeling complex protein SYD
Exons: 35
Coding region: 174-10877 (3567 amino acids)
Biological process (GO): positive regulation of transcription by RNA polymerase II
Cellular component (GO): nucleus
Molecular function (GO): DNA binding; ATP binding; histone binding
Source: RefSeq, a predicted model, not a curated record